AUGUUGGGUUCAGCGUCUCUUCCUUGGACUUUGGUGACAUUCCUGAUCAUUUCUGGAUUAAACGAUGGAUCUGAGUCUACUGAGAAAAACAGACAGAAAAGGAGCAUCGACCAGGAACAGCCUCGCCUGUCCUCCGAAAGGGGCAAUUUAGUGUUCUACACCGGCUCUGCCAAAAACAUUGAAUUCAGAACGGGAUCACAGGGCAGAAUAAAAGUUAAUGAAGAAGACUUUGCAGAGACUUUUAUUCAGAUCAGAAAGAAUAAAGAUGAGAUUCAAGAACUGAAAAGAAUUGCUAGCAUCCCUCAGAAUGUUUCCAGUCAGAUCACCCAGCUACAUUCUAAGAUUGUGAAUAUCGAAGGCAGACUUCAAAGCCUUGAGCAGACCUUCUUGAGAAAAGCCUGUAACAGCAAUCCCUGCCACAAUUCUGGAACCUGCAUAAAUUUGCUGGAUGCCUUCUUCUGCAUUUGCCCCAACAACUGGCAGGGACCGUCCUGUUUGGUCGAUGUUAAUGAAUGCCAGAUUUAUGCUGGGACACCUCUGGGCUGCCAGAAUGGAGCAACAUGCGUAAAUGCCCUGGGUAGCUACAGCUGCACCUGUACACCAGACACCUAUGGACCUCACUGUCUGUCAACAUUUGAUGACUGUCAAGGAGGAUCUGCUGCUCUCUGUGAACAUGGGCUCUGUGUUGAUGGAAACAGGGAACAAUCCAAUCAGCCAAAGUACAGCUGUAUCUGUGAUGCUGGCUGGAUGUCACCACCAGGGAGCUCUGCCUGCAGUGCUGAUAUCGAUGAGUGUAGCCUCCCUAAACCACCCUGCUCACUGAGCCCUCCUGUACAGUGUCACAACACACCAGGCUCGUACUUCUGUGGUCCUUGUCCGGCAGGUUGGCAGGGAAAUGGCUACAGUUGCCAAGAUAUUAAUGAAUGUGAGACAGAUAAUGGAGGUUGUUCAACUGUCCCAAUGGUUCAGUGUAUCAAUACAAUGGGUUCCUUCCACUGCAGCUAUUGUCCACCAGGCUAUGAAGGCGAUGGGAAACUGUGCACCCAGGUUAACAUUUGCUCCGUGAACAAUGGAGGUUGCCACCCACUUGCUGCAUGUACCAGUAUAUCAGGUCUCGUGCCUAGUUGUGUCUGCCCAGUUGGAUACACCGGGAAUGGCUAUGGUGCAAAUGGAUGUGUCGCACUGAGCAGUAUCUGCCAAAUACAAAACCCUUGUCUGAAUGGACAGUGUCUUGCCACAGUCUCUGGCUACAACUGUGUGUGUGAUCCUGGCUGGACUGGUGCCAACUGUACGGAAAACAUUGAUGAGUGCUCCAGCAACCCUUGUCAGCAUGGAGGAAGUUGCACCGAUGCGGUGAAUGGCUACUCCUGUGAAUGUACAAACAGUUGGACUGGGCCCCAGUGCCAAACACCCCAACAAGCAUGUGGAGGGUGGCUUUCAGGCCUCUCGGGCUCAUUCCGCUACCCUAACAAUCCAGGCACUGAGCGAUAUAAUCAGCAGGUCAGCUGCAGCUGGGUGAUUCAGACUGCUUAUGACAAGAUCCUGCGUAUCACUUUUCCAUUUUUCCAACUAGAGGAGAGUGUCAGCUGCAGGUCUGACUUUCUUCAGAUCCAUGAUGGAGAGUCAGCUUCCACAAAUACGCUGGGAAAAUAUUGUGGAUCGUCUCACCCAGAAGAGCUUUUCAGCAGCCAUAACUCUUUGUAUUUCUGGUUCCACUCUGAUCACAUGAUUAAUGCAGGAGGGUUUACAGUUCAUUGGGAGUCUCAGAAGCCAGAGUGUGGUGGUGAAUUGACCGAAACGUACGGCUCAAUCAAUUCACCUGGCUAUCCUGGCAACUACCCUCCCAACAGGGAUUGUUACUGGAUCAUCUCCACUAGUCCUGGCCUUCUCGUCAACUUUGCCUUUGGCACACUGAGUCUUGAACAUCAUGAUAAUUGCAGCGAGGACUACCUGGAGAUUCGAGAUGGCCUCCUCCCUCAAGAUCCCCUCCUUGGAAAAUACUGCAGCAGUGGGUUGCCACCUCCUCUUCAAACCACUGGCCCUUACGGCUGGGUCCACUUUCAUUCCAAUGCUUUCAGUAGUGACAGAGGUUUCCAUAUAACUUAUACAACAGCACCUGCAGAUCCCAACUGUGGGGGAAACUAUACAGGCAACAGUGGAGUUAUCAUGUCUCCCUACUGGCCCAAUCCUUAUCUUAACAACAGGCAAUGCAUCUACAUUGUUGGACAGCCACCCAGUGAAAGAAUCUACCUCAGUUUCACACACCUGGAGCUGGAAAGUCAUCCCAGCUGCUCUUGGAACUACGUUGAGGUCCGAGAUGGUCACACCGAGAUGUCCCCCUUGAUCAGUAAGUUCUGUGGCAAUGCGCUUCCUUCUGCCAUCACCUCUAACAGCAACAACCUCUGGAUCAAGUUCAAGUCCGAUACCGCAGCACAAAGAUCCAGCUUCAGGGCUGUUUAUGAUGUUGCCUGUGGAGGAGUUUUGUCUGGUGAGGGUGUCAUCAGAUCACCCUAUUAUACAAUGGCAUUGUCUCACGAGAAGAUAUGCGAGUGGAUCAUCUCUCAGCCAGAAGGCAACGUAGUGAUUCUUAAUUUCACUGACUUUCAGAUCCAUAACAUCACAAUUUGUGACUUGGAUUAUGUUGAGGUCAGAGAUGGCAAUAGUGUGAAUGCUCCCUCUUUGGGGAAAUACUGUGGUGUAACUGUACCUUCAAUAAUUCAGUCUACACAGAACUACCUGUAUGUCAAAUUCAGAGCUUCAUCUGUUACAAACCUUGGCUUCCUAGCUGAAUACAAGUCUUUAGAUGCAGCAUGCGGAGGGAUUCUCACAGAACCGGAUGGAACCAUUUCAAGUCCUGGCUACCCAACCACCUACCCACAUGGUGUCAAAUGUACAUGGACCAUCUUAGUUCAGCCUGGUUAUUUGAUCCGUCUCACCUUCUCAUAUUUUUACUUGGAAUUUGAUUACAGUUGCAACAGAGAUUACCUUGAAAUCUAUGACAACAGCACCAUGACAAAGUUGGGGAGGUACUGUGGCAGGUCAGCUCCACCAUCUAUGACCAGUAGUGGCAACACUUUGAUGUUAUAUUUUGUGACAAAUCGCAAUAUCGUUUCAGAGGGAUUCUUGGUUAAUUAUGCUUCGCUGAAUGCAUCUGCAGUAUGUUCACAUGAAUACACUGAGGCGUCUGGUGUGUUAACAUCUCCAAACUAUCCCAACCGCUAUCCCAACAGAAUGACAUGCAUAUAUAGGAUCCAUGUUGGGAACAACAAACAGAUUGCUUUGCACUUCACCAACUUCUCUUUGGAGGCUGGAGCUACAUGUUCAAGUGAUUAUGUAGAACUCAGAGAUGGAGGUUAUGAGACAUCACCAUUGCUUGGGAAAUACUGUGGCUCAUCAUUGCCUCCAGUUACAAUUUCUCAGAGUAACAAACUGUGGAUAAAGUUUGUAAGUGAUAUUUAUUUUGCAAGCACUGGAUUCUCAGCUUACUGGGAUGGAACAUCAACAGGUUGUGGUGGAACCCUUGCAACUUCUUCUGGAAUCUUUAUGUCUCCCAACUAUCCAAUGCCCUACUACCACAAUGCAGAAUGCUACUGGCUCCUGAAGUCAAGUCAUGGAAGCCCUUUUGAAAUCCAGUUUGAUCAAUUCCACCUAGAGUUUCACUCACGUUGUCAGUUUGAUUAUCUUGCUGUCUAUGAUGGCAAUAGUACCAAUGCUAGGAUGCUGGGCAAAUUUUGUGGCAAUCUGAUACCACCCCCAAUCCACUCUACUGGGGACAGUUUGUACGUAAAACUAAGGACAGAUUAUUCUUUGGGAGGUGGAGGCUUCUUUGCUCGUUAUAAGCAGGUUUGCCAGGGAGUGGUCAUUGCCAAUCGUAGCCGAGGCAUUUUGGAGAGUAUAAACUAUCCUAAUAGCUAUCCUCCGGAUGUAUUUUGCAACUGGACCAUCCAAACUACAACUGGCAACACCCUCAACUACAGCUUCUUGACAUUUAGCACGAAAGGAGGAGCAAGCUGUGAGCGUGACAAUGUAAAGCUUUAUGAUGGGCCCACUGCCCAAUCCAAUCUGAUAGGCACUUUCUGUGGCAACAUUGAUGUCCCAUCUGGAGCAACGACAGGUCCCAGUCUACAUGUGGUGUUUUACUCUGAUAAAAUAGAUGAAUCUACUGGUUUUCAAAUGUUAUGGCAUAUAAAUGGAUGUGGUGGAGCGCUCUCUGGGACCUCUGGAUCUUUCCAUAGCCCAGGGUAUCCAAACAAGUACCCUCACAACAGGGAAUGUCACUGGUAUAUUCACACAACCCCAGGAAGCAGCAUUCAACUCACCAUUGUGGAAUUUGACAUUGAAUAUCAUUCGAGUUGUGACUAUGAUGUUUUGGAGAUCUAUGGUGGGCCUGAUUUAUCUUCUCCCAGGUUGGCUCAACUAUGUGCCUCAAGGUCAUCACAGAAUCCUCUGCACAUAUCUAGUACCGGAAAUGCAGUUUCAGUUCGAUUCAAGACAGACAGAGCUGCAAAUGGAAAGGGCUUCAAUGCUACCUGGCAAGAGAUAGCUGGGGGUUGUGGAGGAGUUUUCCAAGCUCCAAAUGGUGAAAUCUAUUCUCCCAACUAUCCUCAACCUUACAGUAAUGGCAGUGACUGCUCUUGGGUCAUCCGAGUUGAUAGUGGCCACCGUGUUCUGCUGAACUUCACAGACUUUGAAAUAGAAUCUCAUCGUGCAUGCCUCUAUGACUAUGUUGCAGUGAGUAAUGAGAGAUAUUUCAGUGGGAUUGUAAUGACUAAUUCAGAUUCCCCUCUCAAAGUAUUUGAUGGUCCAAAUGAUGAAGCGCCACUCCUUCAGAAAGUUUGUGGGUUGCGGACACCUUCUCCUAUCACAGCCACCCAAAACACCAUGUUUGUACGGUUUCGCUCCGACCGCACCGUCCAUCUCAGAGGCUUUAAGGCUCAGUUCACCGAAGUGUGUGGAAGUGUCUUGGAAGCUGAUUCAUUUGGUGCAACAAUUUCCUCUCCUCUGUACCCAGCCAGCUACCCCAACAAUCAGAACUGCAGUUGGAUUAUUCGAGCUCAAGAACCAUUCAAUCAUGUUACACUGUCAUUUAUGGACUUUGCAACUGAAGACAGCAGGCACAAUUGCAGCACAGAUUAUGUAGAAAUUCGGGAAGGGGAUAAUUAUGAUGCACCUCUGCAAGGGCGUUACUGUGGCACCACCAUUCCACAUCCUGUCACUUCUUUUGGCAAUGCUUUGUCUAUUAAUUUUGCCUCCAAUAACGCCAUUGUUGCCAAAGGGUUCCACGCCACCUUUGCUGCAUCAACAUCUGCCUGCGGAGGUACCUUCCAUAUGGAGAGAGGAGCCUUCAAUAGCCCCAACUUCCCUGAGCCUUACCCACCGAAUAUUGAAUGUGUCUGGAACAUUCUGAGUUCCCCUGGCAACCAGCUCCAGCUGUCUUUCACAGAAUUUCAGAUGGAAGAAAGUGAAGGCUGUACCAAGGAUUAUCUAGAAAUUAGAGAAGGCAAUUUCAGUGGCCUGCUGGUGGGACAAUAUUGUGGCAACUCCUUGCCGGUGAAUUAUACCUCUAUCACUGGACACAUCCUGUGGGUUAAAUUUGUCUCAGAUGGCUCAGAAGGUGGACGUGGCUUCCGGGCUACAUUUGCUAACAUGUUUGGAAAUAAUAUUGUGGGGAACAGAGGUCAAAUUGCAUCUCCACUUUGGCCUAGAAAUUACCCUCAUCACUCCAACUACCAGUGGACUUUAACUGUCAAUGCAACGCAAGUGAUCCAUGGUGAGAUCACAGAGAUGGAUAUUGAAGAUUUGUAUAGCUGCUAUUAUGACAAUCUGAAGGUGUACGAUGGGCCCAACACACACGCUCGUCUCAUUGGAGCAUAUUGCGGUGUAGCCCCAACUUCUUUCACCUCCUCUGGAAGCUCUGUCACUCUCAAGUUCACCUCUGAUUUUUCCGUAAAUGGAAAGGGUUUCCUUUUGGACUGGUAUGCAGUGGAAGAACCUACAGCUGUUGGACAUGCCAUUCCUAUAGGUGCCUGUGGAGGUUCCUCAAGAACCAGUGAAGAACCUUUAUUCCUGUUCUCACCAGGGUGGCCCUCAAACUACAGGAGUUUUGCUGAUUGUACAUGGGUUAUCAGAGCACCAGACUCAACAGUGGAGUUCAACAUCCUGGCCCUGGAUAUUGAGUCUCACCGCUCAUGCAACUAUGAUAAACUUGUCUUCCGAGAUGGAGACAACAGUCUUUCACCAGUUCUGUCCCUUGUAUGUGGCCGUGAAAUUCCUGGACCAAUAAGAUCCACUGGGAAUGCCUUGUUCAUCCAGUUCACUUCAGAUGCAAGUAUUACCGGUGGUGGGUUUAAUGCUUCUUACCACAAAAGUUGUGGUGGCUACUUACAUGCAGACAGAGGUGUGAUCACUUCACCCAGUUAUCCACAAACCUAUCCUCCUAGCCUUAAUUGUUCUUGGCAUGUUUUGGUUACUGCUGGUUUCAUCAUUGGUGUCCAUUUUGAGCAGCUAUUCCAAGUGCCAAAUGAAGAUGCUUUCUGCAGCCAUGGAGAUUAUGUUGAGCUUAGAAAUGGACCAGAUCUCUCUGCUCCACCAUUGGGACCUGGUGGCAGGAAUGGGCUCUUUUGUGGUAGCAGUUCCUUUUCUACAAUGUACACCACAGACAAUCAGCUAUUUGUCCAUUUCAAUUCUGAUAGCAGUGGUGGAGGGCAAGGUUUCAAGCUGAAGUACGAGGCAAAGGGUCUUGCUUGUGGGGGGAACAUCUAUAUCAGUCAAUCCAACCCCUCUGGACUGGUCUCAUCGCCCAACUAUCCUGGCAAUUACCCACCACAUGCUGAUUGUGUCUGGACAAUAAUUGCUCCUUAUGGGGAUGCAGUGGAGCUGCAGUUUGAAGAUCAAUUUCAUAUUCAGCUUUCACCCAACUGCAGAUCAAGCUACCUUGAACUACGAGAUGGUGCUGAUGCCAAUUCACCAGUGAUCGCCAAGUUGUGUGGGGAUUCUUUGCCAGGCAUUCAAAGAUCAUCUGGUUCUACUUUAUAUAUGAGAUUUCGGUCAGACAGUAUAGACACACAUGCUGGAUUCAAUGCCAAGUAUUCAACAGCUAUAUGUGGUGGAACGCUGACAGGACAAAAUGGACUCAUUGAAAGUGUUGGAUUUCCUGAUCUCCACUAUCCAGACAAUUUGCUGUGUGAAUGGUUUCUUCACGGACCUGCGGGUCAUUAUCUCACCAUUAGCUUUGAAGAACUCAAUAUCCAGAAUUCAUCUGAGUGUGCAAGUGACUAUUUGGAAAUUCGAGAACAUGAUGCUUCAGGGGAUUUAUUAGGUAAAUAUUGUGGUGCUACAAUACCUAAUGCAAUCGACACCUCCGGGAACCUGGCUUAUAUCAAGUUUGUCACUGAUGGAUCCGUCAACGCUCCAGGCUUCAAGCUGUAUUUUUCUGCUAGUGUUGAAGAAUGUGGAGGUGAUCUCCGUGGCACUGUUGGGACAUUUACCUCCCCCAACUAUCCAAAUCCCUACCUGCACAAAUUAAAAUGUGAAUGGAGAAUCAUGGUGCCAUUUGGACGAAGGGUCACCCUUACCAUUCGCGACAUGACUUUUGGAUUCAGCCAGAAUUGUAGUUUGGACUAUGUGGCCGUUCACAAUGGCUUUGGUGACAACGCACCUAGGCUCUCCAAACUAUGUGGUUUGGUGACUCCAGGCACGCAGGUGAAAUCCUCUGGAAACAAGAUAACAGUAUUUAUGGUCAAAAGCCAUGAUGAUUUAGAGGCGAGCUUCAGAAUGGCAUAUGCUUCUGAUGAAGAAGCAGUGUGUGUGGGAUAUCUGCUGAGUUCAGAGGCUGGGAAUCUCACUUCUCCUGGUUAUGAUGGCAUCAGCAAUUAUGCAAACAAUCUAAACUGCGAAUGGGUCAUCCAAAAUCCACAGCCAUCGGUCUCAACUAUUUACCUGCUGUUUGAAGAUUUCCACUUGGAGCAGCACAUUAAUUGCCAGAAUGAUUACUUAGAAAUCUGGCAAGGGGAUUCUGAUGGAGAGCUCUUAUACAGACUAUGCGGCCAAAGGGCACCUGAAAAUCCUAUACUAAUAGCAGCUCCUCAGAUCUGGUUACAGUUUUUGACUAACAAUGAAAAUACAGACAAAGGAUUCUUUAUCCACUACUCAUCCCUAGCCUGUGGUGGUGUGAUGGAAGGUGAAAGUGGUAUUAUCUCAAGCCCUAACUACCCACAGCCUUACAAUAAGUCUAGCCACUGCUCCUGGCUCUUGGUAGCACCAGAGGGACAUACGAUUAAUCUUACCUUUGUGGCCUUUGAAACUGAAAAUGACAGGGCUUGUAGAUGGGACUCGCUCACCAUCCUCAAUGGCGGAUCUCCUGGUUCUCCUAUCAUAGGACAAUACUGUGGAACUGCAUCACCAGGCACCAUUCAGUCAGGCUCCAAUCAGUUAUUAAUAAACUUUAAUUCAGACCACUCUGUGCAGGGAGAUGGUUUCUAUGCAACAUGGACUGCAGAUUCUUUAGGAUGUGGAGGUAUCCUUCAUUCAGAAAAUGGCACCAUCAGCUCUCCCCACUGGCCACAGAACUUCCCUAAUAAUAUUAGGUGCUCAUGGACAAUAAUUACCCAUGAAAGCAAAUAUCUGGAGAUAACCUUUGAUGAGAACUUCCAGAUUCCAGAUAGUGAUGGACAGUGUCAGGGCAGUUUUGUGAAGGUGUUGAGAGGAAAUGAUAAUGAACAGGAAGACAUGGUAUUAGCUGUUGGGUGUGGAAAUUCAGCUCCUGGAUCUAUUGUUGCUCCAGGAAAUGUGGUGACAACAGUGUUUCAGUCGCAGGACAUCCCAGGACAUGGCUUUUCUGCAUCUUUUAAAAGCAGGUGUGGAGCAAAUUUUACUGCCCAAUCAGGUCGUAUUGUCUCUCCUAACUUUCCCCACCCAUAUGACAACUACUUGAAUUGCAAUUACAUCAUAGAUGUGGGACCCCAAUCCGUUGUCAUUCUGAAUUUUGACACAUUUGAUUUGCAAUCUCAUAAUGCUCUAGGAGACUGUGCUUACGAUGGAUUAAAGGUCUACAGAGGGAACAGGGUUGGUCCAUAUCCUGUGGAAACAUUUUGUGGUAAUGAAAUUCCUAAUCCUGUCAGCAUCUUUGGAUCUACACUGCUGAAUUUCUACACAGACUCUCAUGCUGUUGGCAUCGGAUUUCUGGCCACUUAUGUUGUUGUCCCUUGUGGUGGUGCAUUUAAUACCUCCAGAGGCACCGUGAGAAGCCCUACCCAUUCAUUCACUGAGUAUCAUCAUGAUAUGAACUGUUCCUACCACAUCACCGUUGGAAGCAACAAGAUAGUGGCACUCAAAUUCAACAGCUUCCAUCUCGAAGCCUCUUCAUCUUGCCACAAAGAUUCUGUUGUUGUGUAUGAUGGUCCGAACAUCUCUUCUCCACUGCUUGGCACAUUCUGUGGUGCAGCCCUUCCUCCCUCUAUCAAGAGCUCCACAAACAACUUGCUCGUCGUGUUUAGGACUGAUUCCUCUGGAGCAGCCAAUGGAUGGAAAGCAUCUUUCAGAGCGACAAUAGGUCCUCAGCAAGGUUGUGGUGGUUAUCUGACAAAUUCAAGUUCCAGCUUUGGCUCUCCAGACUCCGACAGGGAUGGCAGAUAUGACAAAGAUCUAGAAUGCAUGUGGAUUAUAGCCGCCCCUGUAAACAAGCUGAUCAAUCUCACCUUUAACACUUUUCAACUGGAAGCAGCAGCAUCUUAUCAGAACUGCCGCUACGACUAUGUCAAACUGUACGACGGUAGUAAUGAAAAUGCUACACCAGUUGGCACAUUUUGUGGCUCCAGCAUUCCAGCUCACUUUCUUUCUUCUGACAACUUCUUGACUGUUAAGUUUGUGACUGACACAUAUGUAGAAAGAGCAGGUUUCAACUGUACCUACACUACUGUGGAUAGACUGUGUGGAGGUGUAUAUAAUGCAACUUCUACCACCCAAACGGCAACAUCGCCCUACUUUCCAGAGGCAUAUCCCCCGUUUAUAUUCUGCAGAUGGGUUAUUGACGCCCCUCCUGAGGAACAGGUGAAACUAGGAGUGCAAGAAUUCCACCUCCAGCCCACCCAGGACUGCUCUCAGAAUUAUCUAGAGUUCCAGGACUCACCUCUGGGAAAUCAAGAACAUGGUGAUCGUAUCCACCGAUUCUGUGGCUCAGAAAAGUUUGUGAUUCCUGAGUUUUACUCUUACAGGAGAACUGCCAUUGUAAUUUUCAAAUCAGAAGCCUAUAUGAUAAAUAAUGGACUCAGCUUCUCCUAUCAAGCUUUAGGCUGCAACAGGGAAUAUAACCAAUCAUUUGGCUAUUUGAAAAGCCCUGGCUGGCCUAAUCCUUACCCUCAUAACCUGGAUUGCACCAUUAUUCUACGAUCCCCACUAAAUCACACCAUCUCUCUCUUUUUCAAUUCCUUUAACCUACAAGAUGAUGGGUGUCAUGACUUCUUAGAGGUCAGAAAUGGGAGUGAUGCAAGGUCUCCACUGCUUAGCAUGUACUGUGGAAGCAGCUUACCCAAUCCUGUUUUUGCUAAAAACCAUGUUCUAUAUCUACAUUUCAAAAGCGACAUCCUAGUUUCCAAUGAAGGAUAUGAGAUUACAUGGACUUCAUCACCAACUGGAUGUGGUGGCACCUUAUAUGGUGAGACUGGUUCAUUAACCAGCCCAGGGUACCCUGCUUCUUACCAGAAUCAGACAGACUGCGAGUGGACAAUUAAAGCCCCCCAAGGAAGAGUUAUUACAGUUAUUUUUGCUUUCAUCAGCAUUGAUGAUCCAGGUGACUGUACAAGCAACUACCUGAAACUCUAUAAUGGACCAGACAGUAGCCAUACAUCCAUUGGACCAUACUGUGGAAUGGACACAAACAUUGUUCCAUUUACAGCUUCAUCACAUCAAGUGGUCAUAAAAUUCCAUUCAGAAUAUGUAACUCUACCAUCGGGAUUUAGGCUAACUUGGAACAGCUAAAAUAAUGCUCCUGUGAAGGGGGUGGGAUAUCUUUAUUAAUCAGCACUUCUCUGUAUUGAAGAACUUCAAAAAAUUUAAUUGUCAUCAUCAAGACAAUAAAAUGAUUUUAGGCAAUGCAUUUACUUAUUUAAAAAUUCAAACAAUUUUGAGC
Rhineura floridana is the source of this 11125-nucleotide messenger RNA. RefSeq names its product cubilin (gene CUBN). Gene Ontology annotation, molecular function: calcium ion binding. The coding region runs from base 1 to 10974 and encodes 3657 amino acids. The transcript has 67 exons. Lineage: Eukaryota; Metazoa; Chordata; Lepidosauria; Squamata; Rhineuridae. The record is from RefSeq and is a predicted model, not a curated record.